Messenger RNA from Blastomyces dermatitidis ER-3, 1024 nucleotides. RefSeq lists its product as uncharacterized. Bases 140 to 658 code for a protein of 172 amino acids. The record is from RefSeq and is a predicted model, not a curated record. The transcript is spliced from 3 exons. Lineage: Eukaryota; Fungi; Ascomycota; Eurotiomycetes; Onygenales; Ajellomycetaceae.
UUUUGAUAUCCCCAAACAUAGCUCUUCUCACGAACCUCUGAACCAGGAAACUCACGCAGACAUCUACCCCUGAGAUCCCAGCUAUUCCGCAUCUUGCCAUGUCUCUUGUUUAGAUACUGCAAGCCAAUCGACGGAAACAAUGACAAUGUCUAACAAUUCAUCCCUGCCCUGGGCAGACUGCGAUACAGGCUUCCUCGACAGCGACGGCAUAGCCAUCCGCAAAUGCAGCACAGAAUUCCUCAGCACAUUGUGCACGGCAUACAUGGACUGUAUCGCAGACGACAAGAUUCACGUCCAGGACAGCAGCGCGAACCAGCUAUUCGAGCGCGUGAUGGACGAGCUUCGACGACUGUCAUCAUCCCCAACCCUCUUCCCAUCAACAGAGACACAGACCCGCUUCUGGUCUCUCCUAACCCACGCAAUUGAUACCCAGGUCACCGCCGCGCAGUCGAAAAUAGAUGAAGAGAUGAGAGCCGAUUUCCUCAUGCGGGCCAAUCUGCUUGCGAGGGAGGAAGAUAGAUUGUUACAAUCCCUCAAUCGCCCAACGUUUGCGGCUCCCCUAUCACUUCCAUUGGACAUGAUUUCUAAAAUUAGCCCUAUCAGUGUGCCGAACUCCCUUCCUCUGGACUCGAGUAUGAACAUACAUGGAUCGCUCUAGCUCCCAACAUAUACUUCGAUGUAAGUAUCCGCCCGUCCUACUUGCAUUCCCGUCCGGCCCUCAGCGUUUUUACACACACAUAUGGAGAAGGAAAGUUCAGUCGUUCGAAAAACAAAACCAAAAAGGUACGGACAACUUAUUUACUUUUCUAUUUGUUUGUUUGGCAGAAAUAUAGCGCGUUAUCCAGGGAGGCCAACGUUACUGAUCGCUUGGAGAAUUUGAGCUCAUGGACUAGCAGGGCGCGUGCUGGGAUUAAAGCGACGUAUUAUCAUUCUCGGAAUCAAGUUGUUGGCUUCCAAGUUGUCCUAUACAUGUGAACUAUCUAAACGCAUGCACAUCCCAUGGAACAAUGGAAAUGGAACUAGG